AACUGGCGAAUUGGGUAGUUCCGCUUCCGGGGUCGGGGGCAGGCCGGGCUUGAGGAAGAUGGCGGCAGCAGCAGCAGCAGCAGGAGUGUUCGGGUGGGAUGGUCGAGGGCUGGUGUGUCCCUCCCUGGGCUGGGCGCUACGCCUUUUCUUGCUUCUGGCCUUGGCGUUGCAGCCCGGCGCCGCCACCACUCACUGGGUGGUCACCGAGGACGGCAAGAUCCAGCAGCAGGUUGAUUCACCAAUGAACUUGAAGCAUCCUCAUGAUUUAGUAAUCCUAAUGAGACAGGAAACAACUGUUAACUACCUCAAAGAGCUGGAGAAACAAUUAGUUGCUCAAAAGAUCCAUAUAGAGGAGAAUGAAGACAGAGACACAGGACUGGAACAAAGACAUAAUAAAGAAGAUCCAGACUGCAUUAAAGCAAAAGUGCCCUUGGGUGAUUUGGAUCUCUAUGAUGGCACAUACAUCACCUUGGAGAGCAAAGAUAUCAGUCCUGAAGACUGUGUAGACACAAGAUCUCCUUUACCACCAGACUUAGAAGAGCCAGAAUGUACAAAAAUUCUAGAUCUUCCAUAUAGCAUUCAUGCAUUCCAGCACUUAAGGGGUAUUCAAGAAAGAGUUAAUCUUUCUGCACCUUUAUUACCUAAAGAAGAUCCUAUAUUUACUUACUUAUCCAGACGGUUAGGAAGAAGCAUAGAGGAGAUAGGCCAUCGCAUAUAUGAAGGUCUCAUGAAGAAUUCUUCUUCAUGGGUAUUAUAUAACAUGGCUUCCUUCUACUGGCGCAUAAAGAAUGAACCAUUUCAGGUGGUGGAAUGUGCCAUGCGGGCUCUCCAUUUUUCUUCAAGGCACAAUAAAGAUAUUGCACUGAUAAACCUGGCCAAUGUGUUACACAGAGCUCACUUCUCUGCUGAUGCAGCCAUCGUGGUCCAUGCAGCUCUGGAUUAUAGUGAUGUCUUCACCAGCUAUUAUACUUUGGGAAACAUAUAUGCAAUGCUUGGGGAAUACAACCACUCAGUACUGUGUUAUGAUCACGCUUUACAGGCCAAACCAGGGUUUGAGCAAGCGAUAAAAAGAAAGCAUGCUGUCCUAUGUCAGCAAAAGCUUGAGCAGAAACUGGAGGCUCAACACAGAUCACUUCAGCGGACAUUAAAUGAACUGAAGGAAUAUCAGAAGCAGCAUGACCAUUAUUUAAGGCAACAGGAGAUCUUAGAAAAGCACAAGCUCAUUCAAGAAGAGCAGAUCUUGAGGAACAUCAUCCAUGAGACACAGAUGGCAAAAGAAGCUCAGCUAGGUAACCAUCAAAUGUGUCGCCUAGGCAACCAGCAGCACAGUUUGCAUUGCCAGUGGGACCAACCUGUUCGCUAUCACCGUGGCGACAUGUUCGAAAACGUUGAAUAUGUUGAGUUUGGAGGUGAUUCUUCAGUUUCAAGUAUGACAUCCAUGAAUUCUGAACUUCAUGAAAACCACAGUAACCUCAGCCACUCCUUGGAGUCUUCCCCUUUGGUCCAUUCUGUUUUCUCAUUAUGGGGCCAGGAAUCUGAUGCUUACAGGGACAAGCAGAACAUUCUGUGGCCUAAAAGAUCAGAUUGUGUACAUUCAUAUCCAGUUAUCCCUUCUUCAGAGGAAUUACCAACAUAUUUCCUUCAUCCAGAAAAUAGAGGACAAAGGAUCCAUUCAAUACUCAGCAGCCCAGGAGAGGACCAUGCACAAACAGAAGUCUAUGAGCCAGAUUGUUCUUCCACUACUGAUGCCCAUAACAGUGACUCUUUCUACUUAUUGAUUAAAAAACUAGACAAUCAUCUGGAUCUGAAAGAAAAUAUGCCAGAUGAUCAUGCGAAACAAAUCUUAUACUCUCGUGUCAACAAUCAAUCUAUUACACAGGAGCAAAUAGGAUCAUUCAUUCAUCAUGCCAUAGUAAAGGCAAGGGAUCCCUUAUGGCUGGUGCUCAAUGAAGCUGGCCUUUACUGGCGUGCAUUUGGAAAUGGCACCUUUGCUUUCACUUGCUUACGAAAAGCAUUGAGCUUGACCCCACAUGAAUUCCAGGAUAUCCCUUUAGUCAAUCUAGCAAACCUUUUGAUUCGUUAUGGCCUUCACCUAGAUGCCAGCAAGCUUCUACGAAAAGCUUUAGCCAUCAAUAGCUCUGAGCCUCUGACUUUCUUGAGCUUAGGAAAUGCCUAUUUGGCUCUAAAGAAUGUCAGCAGGUCAUUGCAGGCUUUCAGGAGUGCCCUGGAUAUUACUACAAAGUGUCUGGAGUGUGAGAGGAGCCUGAAGCUGAUCCGCUGUCUGCAGUUUUAUCCCUUUCUCUACAACAUCACAUCUUCCACCUGCAAUGGCCACUGUCAUGAGAAGAGCCAAGAUGACAGCCAUGCCAAGCAGAAGUACUUUGACACCCAGGAUUCUGAGAGCAUAUCCAUGGAAGACAAUCCUGAGGCAGCUGCUGAAGAUGAUUCCACAGAUCUUGUGCAUAGUUCCACAAGUGAUUCGUCCUCUCUGACUUUAGAAAGUACUGUUAUUGCAGAAAGCAAUGGCUCAGAAGGAGUGGAGAGUUUAGGGGAUGCUCAGAUGUCUGCAGAGAUGUUGGCAUUAGUAGAUGAGUUUGAAAACUCUUGGCCCCUUGAAGCCUUUGAGGGAGCACUGGAAGUGAAAGGCCAUCGGAUGGACUUACAAGGGAUCCGUGUCCUGAAGAAAGGUUCUCAAGAUGGGCUUGCCAGCUCCUGUUUUGGGGAUUGCGGAGACGAUGAUGAUGAUGAAACUGAAUGGAUCACAUUCCAAGUCAAGCGUGUAAAGAAACCCAAAACAGAAAGACUGGAUCCACAAGAGCUUGCUGGAAGAAAUGGAGAAGAAGGAUUAAAUGGAGAAAAUGAGAACCUUUACCAAAUGGCUCUAGAGAUCAGCGGGCCGAAAAUACCUUCCCCUGGGCCACCAGGAAAAAGGCGAGACUAUCGCAGCCUGGGCUGGCCAAGUCCUGAUGAGUGCAUAAAACUCCGCAGAGUCGAGCUUACUACGGUAGCCAGCACGUGGCUAGCUGUUUCCGCUAAAAAUAUUGAUAUUACAGAACACAUUGAUUUUGCCACUCUGUUGCAAGAGCCAGCCAUGGAACCUCUCUGCAAUGCCAAUCUACCUACCAGCAUGCAUACCUUAGAUCACCUCCAAGGUGUUGCCAAUCGGGCUAGUCUUCAUUACAUGGGAGAGAGUCAGCUGAAAGAGGUAUUGCAGAAUCUUGGGAAAGACCAUUAUCCACCACAGUCAUUGGAACAAGUUGGUACGCGGAUAGCCAAAGAUUUAGAAAAGAAUCAAACCUCUUGGGUCCUCUCCAGCAUGGCAGCCCUCUACUGGAGGGUCAAGGGUCAAGGGAAGAAAGCAAUUGACUGCCUUCGGCAAGCCUUGCAUCAUACACCCUACCACAUGAAGGAUGUGCCACUCAUAAGCCUAGCAAACAUCUUUCACAAUGCAAAGCUUUGGAAUGAUGCCAUCAUUGUGGCUACAAUGGCAGUAGAAAUUGCCCCACACUUUGUCGUCAAUCAUUUCACACUGGCUAAUGUCUAUGUAGCAAUGGAGGAGUUUGAGAAGGCCAUGAGAUGGUAUGAAUCAACACUGAAACUCCAGCCUGAGUUUGCACCAGCAAAGAAUCGAAUCCAUGCCAUUCAAUGUCAUUUACUCAUGAAAAAUGAAAGACGUUCUCCUUAAGGACCACAAUCUUCCUCCCUUUAUUCUUUUUCUUUCUUUUUUUAAGACAACAGGAUCAUUGUUCACUAUUCUGAUUGUAAUGAGGUGUGCUAAUUGGGAAACCAGGAUUUCUACCAGGAAUUAGUGGGUCAUUUUUAUUAUUCAGAAACAGAAGCAUCUUUGGGGGAACUGUGGUAAAUAUAUUUUACCAAACAUCUGUAUAAAUAAAUACUGAGCCAAGAAACCUUUCACAUGCCUGUGACCCAAACAUCAUUAGAUGUUUCCAUGUUACUUAAAUUGGUGCCAGCAUAGGAUGUAAUCUGCUUCUUGUCUUAACAUAUAUAUGAAAAUGCAAAGCACACCAUUGCACCAGACACUGUAUGCAACAAGAAGCCAUAAUUAGCAUAUCAUCCAUUGAGAACUCAUGUUUUACCCACCUUACCCAGUCCAUAUUCCAGCAUUACCAGCUCAGAGAUAGAUAGUGAGAUAAGUGCAGAUGGUUGCAGUCAGACCAUUUGUAAAGUGUAUUAAGAACAUAACAGCCUUUUUAUCUACUGUUGUUUUUGUUGGGGGGAGGGAAGGUGGAGAAAGGGUGACAGCAGCAUCUAAUGUAAAAUCAUUUGUGUUUGGUUACAAGAAGAAAAGUCAAAUGAAUAAGACAAAAAGCUAUUUAAGAGGUUUUAUAUUCGUAUAUAUUUGAAGCCCUCUUCAUCUCUAAGUACGUCUCUACUAAUUAUUUGUUAACAAGAUGUGUUACCCAUUUGAGAGUAAGGUGCAAGCGUUGAAGGCGUGUGUGCGCACACUCCCACUGUCUCUCAAAGCUAGAGGAAGUGAGAGCAUUAUAGCAAAUAAGGCAAAUGGUCUGUUUCCAAAUCAGCAUCCAUCUUGGUCAGUGAGAAGGACCUGAUGCUCCAGAACUCAUUGUUGAAUCAACAGGGCACAUAAUUUGGAACAAAAAUAAAUGGUUAUGUUAAUGAACAGAA
Messenger RNA from Hemicordylus capensis (graceful crag lizard), 4647 nucleotides. It is a transcript of the gene TTC17, whose product is annotated as tetratricopeptide repeat domain 17. Gene Ontology annotation, cellular component: actin cytoskeleton; cytoplasm. The transcript is spliced from 25 exons. The coding region runs from base 59 to 3685 and encodes 1208 amino acids. Lineage: Eukaryota; Metazoa; Chordata; Lepidosauria; Squamata; Cordylidae. Gene Ontology annotation, molecular function: protein binding. The record is from RefSeq and is a predicted model, not a curated record. Gene Ontology annotation, biological process: cilium organization; actin filament polymerization.